Messenger RNA from Hibiscus syriacus, 897 nucleotides. Its product is annotated as casein kinase 1-like protein 6. Gene Ontology annotation, molecular function: protein serine/threonine kinase activity. The record is from RefSeq and is a predicted model, not a curated record. The transcript is spliced from 9 exons. Gene Ontology annotation, biological process: signal transduction; peptidyl-serine phosphorylation; endocytosis. Gene Ontology annotation, cellular component: cytoplasm; nucleus. Bases 1 to 825 code for a protein of 274 amino acids. NCBI's taxonomy places the organism in Eukaryota, Viridiplantae, Streptophyta, Magnoliopsida, Malvales, Malvaceae.
AUGCGAGAAAAUAAGAACCUAACCGGCACAGCGCGUUAUGCAAGUGUGAACACUCACCUUGGAAUUGAGCCGAGAGGAAGCCUUCCCUGGCAGGGGCUAAAAGCUGGUACCAAAAAGCAAAAAUAUGAUAAGAUUAGUGAAAAGGUGUCCACUCCUGUAGAGGUGUUUUGUAAGUCGUAUCCAUCUGAGUUUGUGUCUUAUUUUCACUACUGCCGAUCUUUGCGGUUUGAAGAUAAACCAGAUUAUUCAUAUUUGAAGGGGCUUUUCCGGGACUUGUUUAUAAGAGAAGGUUGCCAGUUUGACCAUGUCUUUGACUGGACCAUGUUGAAGUACCCAAAGAUUAGUGGCAGCUCGAGAGGGCGGCAUUCCGGUGGAAGGGCAGGUUUAACUGCAAGUCCAACCAUUGAAAAACCAGAAAGAAUCUCAGUGGGGCGAGAGAUUCGAGAUAGAUUCUCCGGUGCCGUCGAAGCAUUUUCCAAAAGAAAUAUUUCAAGUAAUAGUCCUCAUCUUGAUCAUUCUAGACGCAAGACUGUAGAUGAAGUCACUUUGCCGAAGCAUGCGCUCCCUGUGUUGGAAAAAAGACGCAGUUCCUCUCGAUAUGGUAGCACUUCAAGAAGAGCUGUAGUAGCAAGCAGGCCCAGUUCGUCUGUUGAAGCCAAUGAUGUUCUGCAAAACCGGCUAGCAUUGAGUAGUGGCUUCAUGUCUACCCCACAAAGAAUCCAAAUAGCCUUUGAAUCCAAAAAAUCUAAUCGUGCCACCCCUGUUCGAGGAAGCCAUGAUGAUCAUCCUCUUCAAAGUUUUGAGCUCCUCUCCAUCAGAAAAUAAUGGGGUUGUAUGUCGAAUUGUCAACCAAUAUUUUCUAAGAACUCAUAAUGUCACUCUGUAUAUAGGAUAUUU